Messenger RNA from Phyllotreta striolata, 633 nucleotides. NCBI's taxonomy places the organism in Eukaryota, Metazoa, Arthropoda, Insecta, Coleoptera, Chrysomelidae. The record is from the annotation of a GenBank genome assembly.
AUGGAAAUUUACAUCAACCCCGAGGAAGAGAUUCAAUGUCCUUACGACAAGUCCCAUAUGAUAAGAAGAAAAUGGAUGAACUGCCAUUUGACGAAAUGCAAAAGGAACCAUCCCGAAACGACUCUGGUCGAAUGCGAUUUCAAUUUCAAUCACAGGAUCCCGGAAUCCGAACUCCAGUACCACCAUCAGAUAUGCCCUGACAGAAGGAAACUGGAAAUAGCCGUCGUCAAAGACGACCAAGUCGACUUGAACAAGUUCCCCAUCAUCAACCACAACGUACCGACGGAGGAAUGCUGGGAUAACGAAAACGUAGCCUCGUACGAUCCCGAGAAGUAUUGCAGAGACAACGAGAUCAUUCGACGCAAAGACGUGGCCUCGGCCGCGCAGAGGAGACAGUUCAGAUUGGAGGAGCGAAAGAGAAUCGACGAUGUAAGGAGGAGAAAGGAGAUGGAAGAGGCUAGGAGAAAUGAGAUCGCUGCCACGAGACAAGCGGCAUUCGGCGCUCAAAAUAGAAUUAAUUUACCGGAUUUGGAGGCGACGGGUUGUAUAAAAGAGGAAACGCCCCAAAGGGUUGCGGGGAUUUUGGAUUGGAUUCAAAUGGGGGCCAAGCGACCUGUUAUACCGAAAAAAUAA